This is a messenger RNA of Nyctereutes procyonoides (raccoon dog), 2568 nucleotides long. It is a transcript of the gene CAMK4, whose product is annotated as calcium/calmodulin dependent protein kinase IV. Bases 1 to 1422 code for a protein of 473 amino acids. The transcript has 11 exons. The record is from RefSeq and is a predicted model, not a curated record. Gene Ontology annotation, biological process: protein phosphorylation. Lineage: Eukaryota; Metazoa; Chordata; Mammalia; Carnivora; Canidae. Gene Ontology annotation, molecular function: calmodulin binding; calcium/calmodulin-dependent protein kinase activity; ATP binding.
AUGCUCAAAGUCACGGUGCCCUCGUGCUCCGCCUCGUCCUGCUCUUCGGUCACUGCCAGCGUGGCCCCGGGGGCCGGGAGCCUCGUCCCGGAUUACUGGAUCGAAGGUUCCAACAGGGAUGCCCUGAGCGAUUUCUUCGAGGUGGAGUCGGAGCUGGGACGGGGUGCUACCUCCAUUGUGUACAGAUGCAAACAGAAGGGGACCCAGAAGCCUUAUGCUCUCAAAGUGUUAAAGAAAACAGUGGACAAAAAAAUUGUGAGAACUGAGAUAGGAGUUCUUCUUCGCCUCUCACAUCCAAACAUUAUAAAACUUAAAGAGAUAUUUGAAACCCCUACAGAAAUCAGUCUGGUCCUAGAACUGGUCACGGGAGGAGAACUAUUUGACAGGAUUGUGGAGAAGGGAUAUUAUAGUGAACGAGAUGCUGCAGAUGCUGUUAAACAAAUCCUGGAGGCAGUUGCCUACCUACAUGAAAAUGGGAUUGUCCAUCGUGAUCUCAAACCAGAGAAUCUUCUCUAUGCAACUCCAGCCCCAGAUGCACCACUAAAAAUUGCUGAUUUUGGACUCUCUAAGAUUGUGGAACAUCAAGUACUCAUGAAGACAGUGUGUGGAACCCCAGGAUACUGCGCACCUGAAAUCCUUAGAGGCUGUGCCUAUGGACCUGAGGUGGACAUGUGGUCCGUGGGAAUAAUCACCUACAUCUUACUCUGUGGAUUUGAACCAUUUUACGAUGAAAGAGGUGAUCAGUUCAUGUUCAGGAGAAUUCUGAAUUGCGAAUACUACUUUAUCUCCCCCUGGUGGGAUGAAGUGUCUCUAAAUGCCAAGGACCUGGUCAGAAAAUUAAUUGUUUUGGAUCCUAAAAAACGGCUGACCACCUUCCAAGCUCUCCAGCACCCGUGGGUCACAGGCAAAGCAGCCAACUUUGUGCACAUGGAUACGGCCCAAAAGAAACUCCAGGAAUUCAAUGCCCGACGCAAACUUAAGGCAGCAGUGAAGGCCGUGGUGGCCUCUUCCCGGCUGGGAAGCGCCAGCAGCAGCCACGGCAGCAUCCAGGAGAGCCAGAAGGCCAGCCAGGAGCCAUCUCCCACCCAGGAUGGCAGUGAAGAUGUUAAAGCUAUUUCGGAAGGAGAGAAAGUUCAAGGAGGUGGGGCCCACGUGGCAGUCGAGGGGGCAGAGGCUGAGCUGAUGAAGGUACAGGCCGCAGGGGACGUUGAAGAUGCUGAUGGAAAUGCUGCCAAGGCCACCAACAUGGUGCCCAAGGCACUAGAGGAUGAGAUGAAGGUGGCUGAUGCAGAAAUAGAGGAGGGCUUAGUGGAGGAGAAGCUGAAGAGCGUGGAGGGAGCAGCAGCCCCCAAAGAAGGGCAAGAAAACCCAGCUCUGGGAUUUGGAGCUCCGCAGAAUGAUGUGAUCCUGCCAGAGUACUGAUGUGGCUUCUUUCCGAUCUGGAAGCCAAAUUCUGGCAUUUUAUGCAUUUUGUCCUUCAGCAAGGAAGGUGUGGAAGCAUGAGAAGCACUAUAGUGAUUCUGUUUUUUGAGGUGCAGAAAAAAAAUACAUUAUCAGUUGGUAAUCCUAAUUUCAUGCAUGUGAUUGCUUUAUGAAAAAAUAGUGUCUUGUAUGGUAUGUAAUGGAUACCUCAUGCCGAGGAGUUAAAUUUGAAAUUGCAAGUAAGUGCAAUGUAACUUUUAAAUACAUACAUGUUCAGGGACCAGUAGCACAGAUUGAAGUAACUAGUAACAAAUUGUUUUUGCUUUGAAAACCUUCUUAAGGCAGUGAUUCCUUUGGUUGAGUAGGCUGGAAGACAUCUUCGCAGGCAUUCGCAACACCGUACUUGUCCAUGUGCUCACACUGUCCGAUGUGCCCAAACUGUUUACAAGGACAUGGUCACAGGCUAUAGUUUUAUGAUAUGUACAAAAAAAAAAUCCCACAUAUAAUGGUAAGAUGUUGAAGCAUACUUAAGGGCCAUGAAACAAAAAUGCCGUUAAAGCUUGUCUGGCUAAUGCUUCCUUAUUUUGUCCUUAUUUAUACACACAAUAUUACUAAUAACCAAAAAUGUUCUACACAAAAUCCUGCCAUCAUACAGUCCUGGAGAAAGUAUUUUACCAACUUCUGCUGAGGGAGGUACUCUCCUUCCUUCCCCGCUAAUACAGUUUCUUUCUCACCGACAACACUUAAGGUAGGCUAACACAGUCAAGGGAAGAAAAGGACCUAAGGCCUGGACUUACACUAACAAAGGUUGACUGCUUGUCAUUUUCAGAUAAAAUUGGAUUUCUUUAUAAGUUUGUACAACUUUAAAGACCGUGACAUUUUUGUGGAUAAACUCUACAGUUAGCCAAGUUUCAAAUAUUUAGAAAAAUCUACCCCACACGCUGGUGCCAAAAUGUCUGAGUGAGAAUAAUAUUCCAUAUAAGAUCAUUCAUUAUUGGCUUUACUAGAUUAAGGAAACUUUUGUUUAUGAAAGUCCUUUUUUCCUUCAAUUGAUGGUUAUCUCGAUCUAUUGCUUAUGAACUAAAGAUGUUUCUGAAAAUCUGGUAUAUCUUUUUUUCAUACUUGGAAUAGAAGUGCCCAAACUUU